Ectocarpus siliculosus is the source of this 1522-nucleotide messenger RNA. The record is from the annotation of a GenBank genome assembly. Lineage: Eukaryota; Phaeophyceae; Ectocarpales; Ectocarpaceae.
GCUGGUGUGUUGCUGUCGCUAUCUUCGUGCCUGCUUGGACGCUUGCGACUGCCAACACAAAGAUGAACCAAUUUUUCGCUUUUCUUGUGCUCUGCCUGGCGGCAAGCGUGAAUGGCUUCGUGCCAGCUCCAGCAGCCUUCUCAAAGGGCCAGUUCGCGUCGAGAGCAGCAGCAUCAUCUCAGGUCGCUCGAUCGUCGAUCUCGCCGCGGACGGGCGUGUCGUCUGCCUCGAACCCCGGCGUUGGCGUUAUGAUGAUGGCCGCGAAGGCGGAGGAGGCGACGAGAAGCUUCUGGGAAGGGGAGUGGGUAUGUGCUGACUGCGGUUACAUCUACGACAUCGACGACUGCGGUGGGCUGUACCUCGAGGAACAGAAGCGUGGGUUCGUUUGCCCGCAGUGCCGCGGCCCCCGCCGCCGGUUCGCGAAGAAGGUCGGCAACCAGGUGGGUAUCACCCAGGACGGAGGCGAUGCGCCCAUCUUGCUAUUCUCCUUCCUCGGCCUGUGGGCUACCGUGGCGUUCGGCUACUGGUUCGCCGGGCAGUAGAAGGGCCUUCUUCACGACGGAGUGUGGAUGGGUGGAAACAGGAUAGCUUGAUGCUGGGCGGGGGUUUGGGAUUUCUUCUUGGGUGUUGUUGGGCGUUCUGGGGGGUCUCUGGUGGUGUGUGGAAAUCGCACGAUGCUGCCUCAGCAUCGGCGAGACGGGCGUAAAGGGGGCCCCGCGUGAUCCGCUAGGGGGUAGUGAGAGCCUCGUUCCGAGGGUAAGUCUAGAUAGAGCAAGGGCGGGAUAUACCUUCUUUAGAGUGAGCAGCAUCACAGGCUGUCGCGGAAUGUCUUCGCAGCCAACACCAACUUUUUAAUUCGUUAGCAUUCUUGUAAGGCCCAGCUGCCGCGUUGGUGUGCGCUAAAGCUUCGCUGAACCAAGAGAGCGUAUGAUGCCAAGCUGCCGAAACUAUGCGGAGCAUGUUGGUGUGACAGAUUAGGAGGGGAUGCCGGGGGGCGGGGGGGGGUCGAUGGCGCUCUCUCGAACAGUUGUCCGGUGUGUCGUCUGGAGUUUAAAUUUGGGGGAAUCUUCCACGCGCGGGAGAGGGACACGAAAAAGAAAAGCAACCCAGGGCACUGCGUGAGCCUGUUGCAACCCUCGGUUCCACGGCCGGUGUGUUUUGGCCCCUCAUACUAUUGUGUGUAGACUGACUGCUGUGUUAGGGUGUGUACGGUAGACGCUAAUAUCACAAAUCACAAAAUGAUGGAGAUACAUUCGGGGUUUGAGUUGUCGUCACUAGAGGCCGUUUGUCAUCUGUUUCUAUGGGCGAGGCUAUUUGAUGCCACUCCACCCCCGCAACUCCGCUAUUAGCGUUUACAGGGUGUCUGCCGCACACUCCUUAGAGCGAAGACGGAUCUAGCUGUUGUCGGAGAAGCGUAGCAAAACCUUCUAGCCGUCCUACAAUAGAUACACACCUACGCCCCGACAAUACCGGCUAUGCCACCGUGUAGGCCCGUGUUAUAUCGUGCGAAAAAACAUUAACC